AUGUUUUUAUUCUCCUCGAGCCUCGCGCUCCUUCCUCUCUUUCUUCUCACAACCGCACGCGCCGUCUCAACAGUGACCCUAACGCAAUCCGCUGCCGCUGCAGCUACGAGUACGAGUGAGAGUUCGGAUUAUACUUCUGAUACAGCGUUUCAGAAGGAUAUGCUGGAUGCGCAUAAUUUUUACCGCGGGGAGCAUAAUGCUAGUACGUUGACUUGGAAUGAGAGUUCGGCGGCGGUGGCGGUGAAGUGGGCGGAUGGGUGUCGGUUUGUGCAUAGUGGCGGACCAACCGGCGAGAACCUCGCAUCAGGGUACGCCAAUGCCACGGCGAGUGUCGAUGCCUGGGGCCUAGAGCGCGAGAAGUAUAACUGGAAGAGCCCGGGGUUCAAGGAGGCGACGGGGCAUUUCACACAGGUUGUGUGGAGCAAUACCACGAGUGUGGGAUGUGGGCGGACGGCUUGUGGGGGGAAGAAUGGCACGCCGGGGUGGUAUGUGGUGUGUGAGUAUUAUCCGCCGGGGAAUGUGGUGGGUGGUACUGGGGGGGAUCAGUUUUUUAAGGAUAAUGUUAAGGUGUUGAGUAAAGGGAAGGCGACGGAUACUGUUGAGUCUGGGGUGAGUAGUGGGGGGGGUUGGUGGUGCAGAGAGGAGGUGGAUGGGUGUUUUGGGGGCUGUGGUGGUGGUUGUGUGGUUGUUGGU
Messenger RNA from Lachnellula hyalina, 693 nucleotides. It is a transcript of the gene PRY3, whose product is annotated as Cell wall protein. The record is from RefSeq and is a predicted model, not a curated record. The annotation marks the transcript as partial. Lineage: Eukaryota; Fungi; Ascomycota; Leotiomycetes; Helotiales; Lachnaceae. The transcript has 2 exons. Gene Ontology annotation, cellular component: extracellular region.